Molecule: messenger RNA, 2415 nt
Organism: Coffea arabica (coffee)
Lineage: Eukaryota; Viridiplantae; Streptophyta; Magnoliopsida; Gentianales; Rubiaceae
Source: RefSeq, a predicted model, not a curated record
UAUAUCUCAUUUUCCGUGCAGAAACUCAUAGUAACAAAAAAUCCUUUUAGCAGGAGUUUCUCUGUGGAAGUCGCAGCUUGGUUUCUUGGGAUUGUUUGCUACACAAUUCAGGAGGUCGAGGUUGAAAAUGGCGGAGUAUAUAGUGAAGGUUGAAGAAGGACGGCCGGCCACCGUCGACGGAAUGCCAUCGGCGGGGCCUGUUUAUAGGUGCAUUUAUGCUAAAGAUGGUCUCUUGGAGAUACCGGCGGGAAUGGAAUCUCCCUGGGACUUUUUCAGUGAGUCCGUUACCAAGAAUGCCAAGAAUCGAAUGCUUGGUCGCCGGCAAGUCACCGACGGCAAGGCUGGUUCUUACGCGUGGCUGAACUAUGAAGAGGUAUACAGCACCACUCUUAAAAUUGGUUCCGCCAUCCGCCGCCGUGGUGUCAAUCCUGGAGAUCGCUGUGGCAUAUAUGGGGCUAACUGCCCCGAAUGGAUUACGGCAAUGCAGGCUUGCAGCAGCCAAGCCAUCACAUACGUGCCACUAUAUGAUACCCUUGGUCCAAAUGCAGUGGAGUUCAUCAUCAACCAUGCCGAAGUUUCGAUAGCUUUUGUUCAAGAAAGCAAGAUGCCAGCAAUAUUGAAAUGCCUUGCAAGGUGUAACUCACAUCUAAAAACCAUUGUCAGCUUUGGAAAGAUCUCCAGCAGGCAAAAGGAAGAAGCUGAGGAACUUAACGUGACAUGCUUUUCUUGGGACGAAUUUGCUCUGCUGGGCUUUUCGGAUCAUGAUCUGCCCCCCAAGCAAAAGACAAACAUAUGCACGAUAAUGUAUACAAGUGGAACAACAGGAGAACCAAAAGGAGUCAUCCUAAAUAAUGGGGCCAUCAUUGCAGAAGUAUUAUCUAUCCAUCAACUACUUAUGGAAACAGAUAAAGUGGGUACAGAAGAUGACACAUAUUUCUCAUUUCUACCAUUAGCACACAUAUAUGAUCAGAUCAUUGAGACCUAUUGCAUAUACAGGGGUUGUUCAAUAGGAUUCUGGCAAGGAGAUAUCAGAUACUUGAUUGAUGAUCUUUUGGAAUUAAAGCCUACGAUGUUUUCUGGAGUUCCUAGAGUCUAUGACAGAAUAUACACUGGUAUAAUGGAAAAGAUUUCAGCUGGAGGUACAAUAAGGAAGAUAUUAUUUGAUUUUGCAUACGACUACAAAUUGAAGAAUUUGCAAAAAGGACUUAGACAAGAUGAAGCUGCUCCUCUCCUGGACAAGUUGGUCUUUGAUAAGAUCAAACAAGGGUUUGGUGGAAAAGUUCGUAUUAUGUUCUCCGGUGCUGCACCAUUGCCUAAGCAUGUGGAAGAAUUCUUGAGGGUGACAUGCUGCUGCGUCUUGUCACAAGGAUAUGGCCUCACUGAAAGUUGUAGUGGUUGUUUCACAUCCAUAACCAAUGUAAUGUCUAUGAUGGGAACUGUUGGUGUCCCAAUUACAACCAUUGAGGCAAGGCUUGAAUCAGUGCCCGAGUUGGGAUACGAUGCUCUUGCGGAUGUACCACGUGGAGAAAUUUGUCUUAGAGGAAAAACUUUGUUUUCUGGAUAUCAUAAGCGGCAAGACCUUACCAGUGAUGUACUUGUGGAUGGAUGGUUUCAUACUGGAGAUAUUGGGGAGUUGCAGCACAAUGGAACAAUGAAAAUAAUUGACAGGAAAAAAAACAUUUUCAAGUUGUCUCAAGGUGAAUAUGUUGCCGUGGAAAGUCUUGAAAGCACAUACUCUCGUUGCCCCCUUGUGACUUCUAUUUGGGUCUACGGGAACAGCUUUGAGUCCUUCCUGGUGGCUGUGGUGGUACCAGAGAGAAAAGCACUUGAAGAUUGGGCAGUACAACAUCUUCAAGAUGGAGACUUCAAAUCCCUCUGCAAUAGUAUAAAGGCGAGGAAAUAUGUUUUAGAUGAACUUAACAACACAGCUAAGAAACACCAACUUCGAGGAUUUGAAAUGUUAAAAGCAGUCCAUUUGGAACCCGUUCCUUUUGAUUUUGAGAGGGAUCUCAUUACUCCAACAUUCAAACUUAAAAGGCCACAACUGCUCAAGCACUAUAAGGAUCGCAUUGAUCAGCUAUACAGCGAAGGAAAGGGAUCAAAAGUGUAGCAGCAUAUUCUCACCAGCAGUGAGCUGCGGGAAUUUCUGUUUUUGUGAUUGAUAGAAAGCUUCUGCUCUUGAGAGUUUUGAUCAGCAUUAUUAGCGAAGAAGUUGUUAUAGCAGCUUCAAGCACUUGUCUUUCUUUUCUCCGGAAGGGGGAAAAAUGAUGAAUGCAAUGUAUCUAUCUUGCACAGGCCAAUAUCCAGCGUGAUAGGAGAAAAGCCUGUUUGGGUACUGUAUAAUUUGGCUACUUGUCAGUGGCACAAUUCACUCUCCUUCGUUCUAGCAAUUUCUAACCAUCAUUUUGCCAACAA